Lucilia cuprina (Australian sheep blowfly) is the source of this 545-nucleotide messenger RNA. RefSeq lists its product as uncharacterized. The record is from RefSeq and is a predicted model, not a curated record. The transcript has 2 exons. NCBI's taxonomy places the organism in Eukaryota, Metazoa, Arthropoda, Insecta, Diptera, Calliphoridae. Bases 1 to 414 code for a protein of 137 amino acids.
AUGUUAUGUGAGGGUUCCGCGAGCUCACCCCGACGUGUUGCAGUUCCCGUUUUGGUAAAAGAUGGAAAACCUUGCUCAGGAGGCAACACAAUUCAAUCACACUCACAGCAACAAGUCAGCAGUAUAAAUAAUGUGGGAUCAAAUGUCGUAAAUGGAAACAACUCCUUAUCAAGCACUAUAAAUCUUAUAAACGAAUCUGCAGGCUCCCACUCACCAGAUACAUCUUCAUCAAUACAUGCGUCGUAUAAUGGAACUGUAACUGGUACUAAUACGCAGAUGUUGCAACAGCCAUGUAAUAACACAAUUGUAUCUAAUAGCUUAGCAAUGGCUUACAGAAAUCAAAAUAAUUUUAUGUCGAAUGGACACCAACAGCAGUGUACUGGUUACUUGCCCUUGCAGGGAAGAGCGUGGUAAAAUUAUUAUUUAAGCUCUGUUAACACUUUAAUUUUCAAUAUUAUUUAAUCAAUUUAUUCGUAGUAAAGAGACAUUUAUAUACAAAUAAUAAAUAAAAUAAUUAAAAAGAACAUGUUAAAUCGCCUAUGUAU